AAAACCUCGGCUCGGCAGAUCGAGGAGUGAAACCAAGAUGGGACCGAGGACUUUCUGGGCAGUGCUGGGAAUCUGGCUCAUGGCAGCCAGGGGUGUCUGGAGCCAAGAGGGUGACGAAUUAGGAGAAGAGAAAAACACUGUUGUCAUACCCUUCUUUGAUGUCUCCAUCUCGGGGACCACAGUCACCAUUACUUGUCCCAAGAACGAAAGAAGCGUAAAGUGGAUCAAAGCCCCAGAAAAGGCGCGGGAGAUAGGUGACAAUACCGUGGUGGUGGAAAAUUUUUCUGAGGUUGAACACAGUGGACUUUAUCGUUGUGAAGUUGAUCAACAAAUAUACGAUCUGUACCUCAGAGCCAGAGUGUGUGAGAUGUGCGUGGAGGUGGACCUGCUGUCCGUGGCCGGGAUCGUCGUGGGGGACGUCCUGGUCACGCUGGGCGUGCUAGUGCUGGUGUACUACUGGAGCAAGAGCCGCAAGGGCCAGGCCACCGGGCGGGGAGCCGGAACCACUGGAAGGCCCAGGGGACCAACCAAAGAGCGACCCCCGCCCGUCCCCAGCCCGGACUAUGAGCCCAUCCGGAAGGGGCAACGCGACGUGUACUCCGGCCUGAACCAGAGGGGAAUCUGAAGUUGCCUGGAUCCGGCCGCCUGGUCUGGGAUUCCUGCUUUUCCCCCGGCCCCUGCCCGGCCCCCACAAAGUCGGCCGGCCUCCACCCACCAUGGGGACUGGCUACCACAAAGUUCAAUACAUUUCCCCCAUCCCUGGGGGGGCCUGUGGAGCCAGUGCCCAACCUGGGCUGCUCCAGGCAGAAAAGUCCCUGCUUCGACCAGUGUUCCUUAUCCCUACUGCUGUCCACUUCCAUUUCUUUCUCUUUUCUUCUCUCUCUCUCUCUCUCUAUCUCUCUUCCCACCCCACCCCCCCGCUCAGCGGUUUGGGGGAAAGGGAAGAAGAGUUCCCUGUCACCUUCACCCAUAACAUUGGUCCAUGGGUUUUCUGGUUCCUCUCAUUCCAACCCUCGGGCCCCUCCACUCCCCUCCUGCUGCUCCCUGGCACUGAGAAAAUUCAUUAAAGGGUGUUUGGCUGAAAACUGC
This is a messenger RNA of Tachyglossus aculeatus (Australian echidna), 1089 nucleotides long. RefSeq names its product CD3e molecule (gene CD3E). NCBI's taxonomy places the organism in Eukaryota, Metazoa, Chordata, Mammalia, Monotremata, Tachyglossidae. Gene Ontology annotation, cellular component: external side of plasma membrane; alpha-beta T cell receptor complex; membrane. The transcript is spliced from 7 exons. Gene Ontology annotation, molecular function: transmembrane signaling receptor activity. The coding region runs from base 38 to 625 and encodes 195 amino acids. The record is from RefSeq and is a predicted model, not a curated record. Gene Ontology annotation, biological process: positive thymic T cell selection; cell surface receptor signaling pathway.